This is a messenger RNA of Kickxella alabastrina, 1355 nucleotides long. Its product is annotated as P-loop containing nucleoside triphosphate hydrolase protein. The transcript has a single exon. Gene Ontology annotation, molecular function: four-way junction DNA binding; ATP-dependent DNA damage sensor activity; ATP binding. Gene Ontology annotation, biological process: t-circle formation; resolution of mitotic recombination intermediates; telomere maintenance via recombination. Bases 98 to 1126 code for a protein of 342 amino acids. Gene Ontology annotation, cellular component: Rad51C-XRCC3 complex; replication fork. The record is from RefSeq and is a predicted model, not a curated record. Lineage: Eukaryota; Fungi; Kickxellomycota; Kickxellomycetes; Kickxellales; Kickxellaceae.
CAGCAGCAGCAAAUAAUAAUAAAAACAAUUUCAACACUUUAUUGCUAAAAAAUACAAAUCCCAAUUCACGCCAAUUCACACCACUUCACACACACAAAUGGAUACAGGGAUGGAAACGCUGAGCAAAGAGGACCAGGACCUACUCGCGCGGUGCCUGAGCAAACUCAACACAUCCGAUAUCUCACACUGCCUGCUCCUCCCCUCCGGCGAGUUCCAGCGCGCCACCGGUCUCAACGACCGGCAAUCCGCACACGCACGCACUCUUAUUUUCCAGAUCCUCUACCCCUGGCGCGCCAACCUCCAACGUGCCCUCCCACACCCCCAGCAGCAGCAGCAGCAUCCCCCAGGGAUCACCACCGGUGACCCCCGCCUGGACCUCUGCCUCGGCGGCUUUCUCCCACCAGGCAGCCUAACAGAAAUUGUCGGCGAAAGCGCUACCGGCAAAACUCAGCUCUGCCUGCAACUAACAGUCUCCGCACUUCUUUACAAUCCCUCAUCCGAAGUCAUCUACAUCUACACCGAGGGCGCAUUCCCUGCAGGUCGGCUUGCCGGGAUGGCGCGCAGGCGGACGAAUGAUGUGGAUGCUUUGAUGCGGCGCGUCCACGUGGCGGAAUUCGCUGACCUGGAGACUAUGCUGCAUGCGAUGGAGUACAAGGUGCCGGGAAUUUUGGCCAAGGGGGUUGUGCCGCUGGUGGUCGUGGACUCUGUGGCUGCGCAUUUAAGAUUCGGCGAUGAUCCGGAUCAAAUGGCAUUUUAUCGCAGGAGGGCGGCGAUGAUGGUUCAGUUGGGCAAGAGGAUUAAGAAAUGGAACGGACAAUGGAGAUGUGCGGUUUUGGCAACGAACCAGGUGCGAGAUGUUUUCGGAGAACCGCCCGCGGGCGCAUAUAGGGCUCAGGUGGUUUCGUUAGUGGCUGAUAGGAAGGCGCCGGCGUUAGGCGCUGUGUGGGCCAAUAUUAUUGAUGCCAGAAUCGUCAUGUACCAGCGCAGAGCAGCCGAUGCUGGUGCCGCUGAGAUUGCGGAGAACAUUGGGCGGAACAGACGCUGGAUCGAACUGGAAUUUUCGCCAUGGGCACCGCGAGCGCAAUGCGAGGUUACUCUUAGCGACAGUGGAUUCCACCACAUAUAAUGUGUUUUGUUUUAUUUCAACAACCCUACACUAACAGAAAAGAAUGAGGCUACAAGUAUUCUGCAAAACGGCACCCUUCCCCCCAGAUUGACUAGCAACCUGACAGGUGUUUAGAAACCAGUGGCAAUAGACCAUUAUGGCUGACGAUAUUAAUCAGUUCGCUGCUUCUUUUGAAGAGAAGAAGCUGGGGCAGAUGGAUUCUUGUGGACACGCUUGGGCUUGGGCUUUG